AUGCCACCCCGGUCAUUAAUGUGGUGUAAAGGAAGUGAAAACAAAGCACACGAAAUACAAUAUGUUAAUGUAAAAAUCAUGGCAGAAAAACUAGUGGAACAUGAAAAACAAAUUAAAGAUGGAGAUUUGAAACUUGAUCCUGGGAUGGAUGCCAUGUCACUAGUCUUUGUCAAGGAUAAUGAUGGAUUCUUAAAAGGGGUUGGCACAUGUGUGACUACUAGUAGAUAUUUCAAUAUUCCUAUAACCAAAGGAUCUUCAAAAGAACAAAUUGUGGACCUAAAGUUUGAACUACAGAAUGAGAGACUAGAGCUUCAGAAAAAAGAUGAAGAACUUAAAGCGUUCUCGACAAAGGUGAAAGAACAAGAUAAAACACUAGAGAUAGUUUUAGCUCAUCUUGAAUCACAAGGAAAAAUGAUACCAAAUCUAACAUCUCAUCCGAAUCAGUCUCCAACACAAGUAUUUUCAGUGGACAAGAAUGUUCAAUCUCAUGCCUCUCCUAUUACUAAUACUAUCACAGAGAAAGCACAGAUCACAGAUAAAACAUUGACAAAUGAACCAGUUACACGAACAAUGAAGACGAUAAAGUGCAUUCUAGAAUAUCCAAAUAACAGAAGCAAUGUUGCUUAUGGUACGGUUUACAUCUCUUCAGAAAGACAAGUCAUUCAUGGAGUUCCACUUCAAGACGACUGCUAUAAAAUAUCAAUUGAUGAAGUGAUAAAGGGAGAUGCAUUUUUACCGUAUCAAAACGGUGAUAUCAAAACAGUUGAGGAGGCACAUCAAACUUUUGUUGCAUGGCCAAAAUACAUUAUCAAAUAUGAUGAAAAGAUACCACAUAUGAGAUCAACUCAAAAUGAUAAUGUAAAAGCUCCAAGAAGCAAAAAACACGUUUAUAACGAGAGAUAG
Molecule: messenger RNA, 903 nt
Organism: Lactuca saligna
Lineage: Eukaryota; Viridiplantae; Streptophyta; Magnoliopsida; Asterales; Asteraceae
Source: the annotation of a GenBank genome assembly